UGGGCAGGGCUUUUCCGCCUGGGCCCCUGCGCGUCCCCCGCCUCGCCGGGCUGCCCUGUCCCCGCCACCACCAGCGCGACUGAGCUACCAUGGAGCGGGCUGCACUCUUCGGGCAUGGCCGGGAGGCGCCCCUGGCUGCAGGGGACGUGGGCGAGCUCUUGGUCCCUUACAUGCCCACCGUCCGGGUGCCCAAGACCGGCGACCGCGUCUACAAGACCGAAUGUGCCUUCUCCUACGACUCGCCGUGUUCCGAAGGAGGCCUCUAUGUGUGCAUGAAGACUUUCCUGGGAUUUGGAAGGGAACAUGUGGAAAGGCAUUACCGGAAGACGGGGCAGUGCGUGUUCAUGCACUUGAAGCGGCACAUGAGAGAGAAGGUAACAGGGGCAUCUGGUGGAGCUUUACCAAAAAGGAGAAACACCAAGCUAUUUUUAGAUCUGGAAUCCAAUGGUGAUUUAAACAACGACGAUUAUGAAUACGAGGAUGAAGCCAAACUUGUCAUAUUCCCUGAUCACUAUGAGAUCCCUUUGCCCAAUAUAGAAGAGUUACCCGCACUGGUCACCAUAGCUUGCGAUGCAGUCCUCACUUCGAAAUCUCCUUAUCGAAAACAAGAUCCCGACUCCUGGGGGGAGGAGCUGCAAGUUUCCAAACACGCCAGUAGUCUCGUACAGAUGGAUAAUGGAGUCAGGAUUCCACCAAGUGGCUGGAAGUGUUCGAAAUGCGACUUGCGGGAGAACCUUUGGCUGAACCUGACAGAUGGGUCAGUAUUAUGCGGAAAGUGGUUCUUUGACGGCAGCGGGGGAAAUGGACAUGCCCUGGAACACUAUAAAGAGAUGGGCUAUCCCUUAGCGGUGAAGCUCGGAACAAUUACUCCAGAUGGUGCAGACAUCUAUUCCUUUGAUGAAGAGGAGCCAGUGUUGGACCCACACAUAGCUAAACACUUGGCGCAUUUUGGAAUCGAUAUGCUGCAGAUGCAGGUGACAGAGAACGGACUGAGGGAUAAUGACAUAAAACCCAGGGUCUCCGAAUGGGAAGUGAUCCAGGAAUCUGGUAUGAAGCUGAAGCCGAUGUAUGGGCCAGGCUACACUGGCAUGAAAAACUUGGGCAACAGCUGUUACAUCAGCAGCAUCAUGCAGGCCAUUUUCAGCAUCCCUGAAUUUCAGAGAGCGUACGUGGGAAAUCUUCCAAGAAUAUUUGACUAUUCCCCUCUGGACCCAACCCAAGAUUUUAACACACAGAUGGCUAAACUGGGACACGGCCUCCUCUCAGGGCAGUAUUCUAAACCGCCUGUCAAAGCCGAACUCAUCGAACAGGUGAUGAAAGAAGAACACAAGCCUCAGCACAACGGCCUUUCCCCGCGCAUGUUCAAAGCCUUCGUAAGCAAAGGGCACCCAGAAUUCUCUUCCAGCCGGCAGCAAGAUGCCCAGGAGUUUUUCCUGCACCUUAUAAAUUUAAUAGAGAGGAACCACAUCGGCUCCGAAAACCCCAGCGACGUCUUCCGGUUCUUGGUGGAAGAGCGCACGCAAUGCUGCCAGUCCCGGAAAGUCCGGUACACGGAGAGGGUCGACUAUAUCAUGCAGCUGCCUGUGGCGAUGGAGGCCGCAAUGAACAAAGAUGAACUGAUCGCCUACGAGCUGAAGAGGAGAGAAGCAGAAACGGCCAGGAGGCCGCCUCCGGAGCUUGUUCGUGCCCGGAUCCCGUUCAGUGCCUGUUUGCAGGCUUUUUCGGAACCAGAGAAUGUAGCAGACUUCUGGAGCAGUGCCCUUCAAGCCAAGUCUGCUGGAGUUAAAACCUCUCGCUUCGCAUCAUUUCCUGAGUACCUCAUAGUACAGAUAAAGAAAUUCACUUUUGGCCUUGACUGGAUACCCAAAAAGCUUGACGUUUCCAUAGACAUGCCAGAUCUCCUGGACAUCACUCACCUCCGUGCCACAGGCCUGCAGCCAGCAGAGGAGGAACUUCCAGACAUCUCUCCGCCCAUUAUCAUUCCUGAUGACCCCAAAGGUACUGCCAACUACUACGAGGAACUCUACCUCCCCACCAUUCUCCACCAGAACUCUCCAGACAUUGACGAAUCUUCAGUAAUGCAGCUGGCAGAGAUGGGUUUUCCGCUUGAAGCGUGUCGAAAGGCUGUGUACUACACAGGCAGCAUGGGCGCCGAAGUGGCUUUCAACUGGAUCAUUGCCCAUAUGGAAGAACCAGAUUUUGCCGAGCCAUUGGCCAUUCCCGGCUAUGGAGCAGCUGCUUACUCGGGGGCAGGCGAUCUGAGAGCUCUUGGGCUGGAUAACCAGCCUCCAGAAGAAAUGGUGGCCAUCAUUGCCUCCAUGGGCUUCCAGCGGAAUGUCGCUAUCCAGGCAUUACGGGCAAAGAAUAGUAAUCUGGAGCAUGCAAUAGAGUGGAUCUUCAGUCAUCCAGAUCCCAAAGGGAAUGAAACCACUUCUGAGACUAUGGACAUGGAGAACCACGUGAACGCCAACAUCCUUGCCGAAUCAGAUCCAGAGGGCCCCAGGAUCAAAGAUGGAUCUGGACGAUAUGAGCUCUUUGGGUUCGUCAGUCACAUGGGAACAUCUACAAUGAGCGGCCACUACGUUUGCCAUCUCAAAAAGGAGGGAAGAUGGGUGAUCUACAAUGACUUGAAAGUCUGUGCCUCUGAGCGGCCACCCAAAGAGCUGGGCUAUAUUUACUUCUAUCACAGGAUACCAAGUUAGGCCUCAGUUUAGCUUUUAUUUGCAAAGUUCAGUUUUAUUUUUGUGCGGAAGUCUUGUUCCUUUCCACCAGCAGAAUUUUACCGUGGGAUCCCAAGCCUCUAUACCAAGAGCAAAAGUUUGUGAUCCUGCUCUCACCGCAGCCAGUAGCUGAACCCUUGUUGACACCGGCAGCCCCCAAACCAGGGUGCAGGCCAUGGGAUGUUCUUCUAAGUCUGUUUCCCUUUGAAAUGAAUGGGAGACAUGUCCCAAUAAAGCCAAGUAUCACCCAUUCAUUUCACAAAACUUACAAAGUUGUAAUGAAUUAUUUUCCAGGGACUGAUGAACAAUGGAAAAUAAGAUCCUCUUUUAGAUUCCACCAGAUCAGAAAAUGAUUCAGAGCCUCUGUUUAAAGGUACAUUUCCCCCCCAAGGCCGGGCCGGUGGGGGGGAGGUGUUUAGAAGAUCAUUUUAAAAACCCUCGAUUAUAGUUUAUUGGCUCUUUCUUUGACAUCUGCAAACUAAGGGGAGGGGGGAGAAGAUAAAAAUGCUUUCUAAGUGUUAAUUUCUAGGGAUGGGCAUGAAUCCCAGUACACAAGCCAAAAUUUGGCAUGAACUUGGCCCAGUUUAGAGCCCGUGAACCAAUAUUCAGGGAAAGUGCCUUCCCCAAAUAUUUCCUGGGUUUUUGUCCAGUUUAGCUCUUCAGGCUAUUUAAAGCUAACAAUUGAGCGGCAUGGGUCUAACAGCUCACUUGUUAGGUUUAAAUGGCUGCGAGCCAUUUCAGUGGUGGCUUUUGCUUUCCCCUGCUUGGAAAUGCACCCACCCUACUGUUAGGUUUACAGCCUAACAGUAAAAAUACAAAACAGGUACCAAUGUCAGUAGAGAAUCUCUACACAAAUACACUGGAUGAACAAUAAUACCUUCACACAAAUAUAGUGCGUAUAAUCAUAGAUUAUACACCCGAUAUUUGUGUGAAGGUAUUAUUGUUCAUCUAGAGUAUUUGUGUUGAGAUUUAAAGCUAACAGGCAGGGCAGGUUGUCCCAUCAGCUCUUAGGUUUAAAUGUCCACAAGCCAUUAAGCAUGCCAGUUUCACACCCUCCUACUUCGAAGCAGGGAGAAGCAAAAUGGAUGAGUUAAAUGGCUACCAGCCAUUUAACCCUUCCUGGGCAGAUCCUCCCUUUCUUCUGGUUACAGUUUGCUGCAGCUUAGAGAAAAGGAGACCUGAACUGGCUGGUUCGGUUUGGAGCAUUUUGGGUUCAGUUCAGGUACUGCCCCAAACUGAACCAGAAUGUUCAGGUUUGUGCCCAUUUGUAUUAAUUUCUCAUUGGUUUUCUCAUGUUCUCAUCGCGAAGACUAAUGCAGAAUCAGUGUUAAAAUAUGGGUAACAUUUCAGUGGCAAGGAAUCAAACGGUAAACCUUUAUCAGACCUAGGAACUGGUCUUUUCCAGUUUAUUCUCUACCAGUGUUAUUUGUACAGACAUCUUGAUCUCCACAGAUGCAUUUAGUCCCGUUAUCAGUGAAGGUUUAUUUCAUUAUAACUUUUGGUGCACUUAUAUAUUUUUUAAAGCAAUCAGAUGAGUGCGUGCAUAUAACUUGCAGCUGAAGGGUAAUGAGCAUAUCUUUACCAGACGAUCAUCCUGUGAAUAGAAUCCUACUUAGCCUCUCCCUAGGAAACCUGCUUCAGAGCAACUUUUCCAAAUCUGCACACUGACAAGAUAACUCAGGCAGUUGCACAGUAAACAUGGUGCCGGUUUGGAUGCUUUAAAAUGCAAAGUAGCCCCAUGGAGGAAGCAACAUGGUGGCAGAUACAGGCAUUGCUUCCAGCAAGCGUCAACACAAAAUUGCAGUCGUUGGAAAAACACUCUGCCGUAAUUAACACACAGCACCUCUGUGUGAUCUUCCGUACAGUUGUGUCUUGCCCGUGUGGCUGUGGCAGCACGAAGGAUUUUAAGACAUCUGGACUGUUAACUUGGUAGCCCUGUCAGGUGGAUGUUUUAGAUGCCAGUUGCAGUAUUUAAAAAUGGCGUCUCCUGCCUAGUGGCCUUUGUCUUCCACCUUUGCGGCAAUUCCACUGUUUUUCUGUGACGUUUGACUUUCUGUGGCAUUGGAUGACUAUGCAAAAUCAGGGUGGAGCUGGAUGUGCCUUUUUUGAUGUCAUCUCUUCUCCUCACUUGACCUUCCCCCACUCCUCAAAUCGGAUGGGGAUCACUGUAGGAGCCCCGUCCCACCUCUCGAAGUUGAUUACUGAAUCCUGGAAAGCGUUCGCAAAAGUGGGCAAGUGCUUCGCGCCAUUCAGAGUUGUUUGCUUGAAACACUGUUCCAAGUUUUGGAGAGAAUUUGCCUGCCGUGUAAAGGCAUAUGAAUGAGAGAUUGUUGCAAUUGUUUUAAAUUAAUAAAAAAAUUCUCAUA
Molecule: messenger RNA, 5086 nt
Organism: Heteronotia binoei (common prickly gecko)
Lineage: Eukaryota; Metazoa; Chordata; Lepidosauria; Squamata; Gekkonidae
Gene: USP13
Product: ubiquitin specific peptidase 13
Exons: 20
Coding region: 90-2702 (870 amino acids)
Biological process (GO): protein deubiquitination
Molecular function (GO): zinc ion binding; protein binding; cysteine-type deubiquitinase activity
Source: RefSeq, a predicted model, not a curated record